UCCGCGUCCGCCUGCUCCAUCUUUCAACAAGUGAAAACGUGAGAAACGGGCAUUAAGAAGUGGAUUUACUCCAAAACAAACGGCCAAACUCAUCCUGCCUGUUUCCACCGGAGCUGGAAAAACCAGAGGAACUCCAAACAUUUCCGUCAAGAAGAAGAAGCUUCAAAUCGUUUUGAACACGACAUGAUGUUUGGAGUCCGGCGUUUUUCCUGGAGUUAAUCUGGAGAUUACAGCUUUCCACUGGAAUAUGUCCUGGAUGAAACAUGCGUCAAAAGAAUCGAUUUUGAUGGAUUAUCUCAAGAUAAGAUUCCACGUUUCCACAAAUGAGCGGCUAAUUUUAUCUUUCUAAAGUCUGAUGAGGGAGACGGUCAGGCCGGACGAUGAAGUCUUCUCCCUGACAGGACGUUGUGGAAGUCCCUGCUGAUUAUGCAGGACGUUGCGAGGCCUCGGAUGUUUGGCUUCGCCCUGCUGUGGGGCGUGAUUCUCCUACAUAAGGCGACUGUGACGGCGUGUCCCUCCAGCUGCCACUGCAUAGAGAAGAACGGCUUGAUGGUGGUCCAGUGCAUGUCUCGCAACCUGGAGAGGAUCCCCCCAGACCUUCCCAGGGACACAGUCGUCCUGCUUUUGGCGGCCAACCACAUCACCCACAUUCCCAACCACGCCUUCAGAGAGCUGCACUACCUGCAGGAGCUGGACCUGUCCAACAACGAAAUCGAGACGGUGGACAUGGGUGCGUUCCUGGGCGUCUCCGACAGCCUCCUGGUGCUGGAUCUAUCCAACAAUCACAUCCAGAGCGUCCCCAAGGAGGCGUUCGCCCGCCUGCGGGCCAAAAUCAGCCUCUCCAACAACCCGUGGCACUGCGAGUGCACGCUGCAGGAGGUGCUGCGGGAGCUGCGCCUCGACCCGGAGACGGUCAACGAGGUGAUCUGCCACACGGCGGUGCAGGAGGAGUACGCCGGCAAGCCGGUUAUCCAGGUACUGGACUCAGGGAUCAACUUCUGCAACUUCCACCACAAGACGACCGACGUGGCCAUGUUCGUCACCAUGUUCGGCUGGUUCACCAUGGUGAUCGCGUACGUGAUCUACUACGUCAGGCACAAUCAGGAGGAUGCCAGGAGGCACCUGGAGUACCUCAAGUCACUGCCCAGCAACUCUCAGAUCAGCAAGGACUUUGACACCAUCAGUACGGUUCUUUAACAGGAGACGAUGUACGCAGAGUUCUGGGAGAACAGUCCUGGUAAGGUCACCACCAACCUUCACGAUGCAACUACAGCUUUUCUGAUUGGUUGAGUAUCCCAACAUUUUCUACCAGGCAUAAUAACGACUCAUAAUGUGUUUGCAAACACAACAUUCAAACCUACAGAUUAUUUUACUUGAGUUAUAUUCAGUUACAUUAAUAAUCGACUUUGACUUGUGGUGGAGGGAAAAGCCAGAAUCAAUCUCACCACCUUUGAGUGGACGACAUUUCUCCGAGCAGCCGCAGUGUGUGAGGUUUUUAAAACAAAUCAGAUAUUAUCAGGCUGUUGUCACACCUGAAGGUCCAGUAAGAUGCAACAUUUACUCCAUCUCCACCUGCUGUGGUCAAACCAACCAAACCUUUUGAGCAACCUGUUCCCCUCCUCACCUGUGGGGGCGCUGCACCAAGAACCACUGAAGGACACGACACUAAAACCUCUGUUGACACUGCGAACAACAAAAUGCAAAAAAACAAAACAAAACUAGAUUUUAGCGGCUGUAGGAUUUCUCUUUUGUCUUUGGCUGAAGACCACGAGCCAUUUCUCCCGCUAGCGCUAGGCUACAAAGUUUAUUUUGAUUGUAUUUACCCAGAAUGCCCAGCACUAUAGUCCUGCUAUUUCCUGCUUUUGGAGCAUCUCCUGUCGGCUUGGUGUUCACACAUGAACUCAAACAGAACCAGAGUUGACUUCAACCGAACUGAGAUUGAGGUUUGUAGGGAGGCCAGAGUUAGCUUUUUAGGUUUUAUUACACAUUCACACUUAGCCAAAAUGAACCAGAACCAG
This is a messenger RNA of Poeciliopsis prolifica (blackstripe livebearer), 2018 nucleotides long. RefSeq names its product leucine rich repeat containing 3 (gene lrrc3). NCBI's taxonomy places the organism in Eukaryota, Metazoa, Chordata, Actinopteri, Cyprinodontiformes, Poeciliidae. The coding region runs from base 427 to 1197 and encodes 256 amino acids. The transcript has 2 exons. Gene Ontology annotation, molecular function: protein binding. The record is from RefSeq and is a predicted model, not a curated record.